AUGGUGGAUUUGGAGCCUACGGUCGUGGAUGAGGUCCGUACAGGCACGUACCGUCAGCUGUUCCACCCGGAGCAGCUCAUUUCUGGAAAGGAAGAUGCAGCAAAUAAUUUCGCCCGUGGGCAUUACACCAUUGGCAAAGAGAUUGUGGAUUUGGUCUUGGACCGCAUCAGGAAGCUUGCUGACAACUGCACAGGACUCCAAGGCUUCUGCGUCUACAACGCAUGCGGCGGCGGAACCGGAUCAGGUCUUGGUUGCCUCAUGCUCGAGAGGCUGUCCGUGGAUUACGGCAAGAAGAGCAAGAUCUCCUUCACCGUGUGGUGUUGCCCUCAAGUGGCUACUGCCGUGGUCGAGCCCUACAACACAGUCUUGUGCGUGCAUUCCCUCCUGGAGCACACCGAUGUGACCAUCAUGUACGACAACGAGGCAUUGUAUGAUAUUUGCCGCAGGAACCUGGACAUCGAGCGACCCACGUACACCAACCUGAACCGCCUCAUCGCUCAGAUCAUUUCAAGCUUGACCGCAUCGCUGCGCUUCGAUGGCGCCUUGAACGUGGAUAUCACGGAGUUCCAGACCAACCUGGUCCCCUACCCCCGCAUCCACUUCAUGUUGACGUCCUAUGCCCCGGUCAUCUCGGCCGAGAAGGCAUACCACGAGCAGCUGUCCGUGGCGGAGAUCACCAUGUCCGUUUUCGAGCCGGCAUCCAUGAUGGUUAAGUGCGACCCACGCCACGGCAAAUACAUGGCCUGCUGCAUGAUGUACCGUGGCGACGUCGUGCCGAAGGACGUGAACGCGGCAGUGGCAACCAUCAAGACUAAGCGCACGAUCCAGUUCGUGGACUGGUGCCCCACCGGCUUCAAGUGCGGCAUCAACUACCAGCCGCCGACCGUGGUGCCCGGUGGUGAUUUGGCCAAGGUCAUGCGUGCCUGCUGCAUGAUCUCGAACAGCACGGCCAUCGCCGAAGUCUUUUCGCGCAUCGAUCACAAGUUUGACCUCAUGUACUCCAAGCGCGCCUUCGUCCACCACUACGUCGGAGAAGGCAUGGAGGAGGGCGAAUUUUCUGAGGCUCGAGAAGAUUUGGCGGCAUUGGAGAAGGACUACGAAGAGGUUGGCAUCGAAACAGCUGAGGGCGAGGGAGAGGAGGAUCUCACGAAGAAGGUUCUCUGGGAUCCAUAUCUACAGGCUCCCGCCGCCAUCUGCGGGCGGGUCUUCGCUCGCCGGUGCGGUGGCGGUUGCAACCUUGGCGAGUACUUAGGACCGGUCGCGGGGGAGCUGCUGCCCGAACGUCGGCAUGACACCCCGCGGUCGGAAGGACAGGAGGCUGCCGUGCUUCUCAUCAAUGGCGGACGAGACAGGCUCACCAGCCCUGCGGCAGCCGAAGCAUCGGCACAGCAUCUUCGGAAGGUGCUGCGUGGUCCCGUCCGGCUGGAAGUCUUUCCCGACCGCGGUGCAGAGAUGCUGCAUGGGGAGGUGGAGUCUCGAUGCUUCAUGGAGUUUCUCUCGGAGCACUUGCACGGUGUUGGCCGCAAGGGCAGCGAGGAGGCCAUGCGCAAGCUGGGGGCAGAGCCUGUCGCCUUCACGGAGGAUGGGCUUUGUGUGGUGCAGGAAGUCAGCGAUGGCUUCCUCAAUGAGAUGGAUUGA
Messenger RNA from Symbiodinium sp. CCMP2592, 1638 nucleotides. The record is from the annotation of a GenBank genome assembly. Lineage: Eukaryota; Dinophyceae; Suessiales; Symbiodiniaceae.